UGGAGUGGUGACGUAACUCUUAUGAGGUGCGUCACGGUCCCUGUCAGGGGAGCACAAACAAAACUCCCGUUACGAGCAAACACAACAGCUUCUUCACAGCAAUGGCGUUGAAUAGAAACCACUCUCAAAACGGGGGAGUGUUGAUCAACAAUGGUGAAAGUGUGCUCAGGGAAUGUAAAAAUGUGGAGCUGUCAUUCAGUGAUGUUGCCUGCAAAACAGAUUUACUGAAGGGGACCAACAAGGGUACUGUGUACCUCACACCAUACAGGAUGGUGUUUGUGUCCAGUAAUACAAAGGGUUGCCUUGGUUCUGCCAUGUUCCCCUAUUAUCUGAUGAAGGGCUGCAGCAUCGAGCAGCCCGUUUUUGCUGCCAACUACAUUAAAGGCACAGUGUCAGCUGAGCCAGGUGGUGGCUGGGAGGGUCAAGCCCAUUUCAAGAUGUCAUUCCCCAACGGAGGUGCCAUCGACCUUGGCCAGCAUCUCUUCAAACUGGCCACAAAUGCUUCUCGUGGGGCUCCUCCCCAGAAUGGUGCCGCGUCAUAUCAUGGCUACCCGUCUCCUGGAAUGAUGAAUGGCUAUGGCCCAGCCCCACCCGAUCCCCAAGCAUAUCCUUAUGCACCCCCUCCCCAGCAGAAUGGAUUCUACCCGCCCCCUCCUGCUGGUGGCAAUAUGGGCUACCCGUAUCCAACAGCUGCUGCAGGAAUGUACCCAUUAGGGUCUGACUACAUGAUGGCCCCGCCUCCUCCUUAUCCAGGCCCCCCUCAAAACUGGGCUGCACCCCCGCAGAACUGGACAGCUCCGCCACCUCCAGGCCCAGGUAACGCCAAGGCAGCAGAAGCAGCAGGCAGCGCAUACUACAAUCCCAGCAAUCCGCACAAUGUGUACGUGCCCACGGAGCUGCCUCCUCCAUACGCACCUUAUCCAAACUCUCCUGAAAAGAAAGACAACUAAGGCUCAGGUACCGUGACACUUCCCCGCGUACAUCUUGGGAUGGAUCCUUGAUGGCAACGUACAGCAUAUUAAAGAAAAUCAAAUUCAAUCUCUGAAAAAUAGCCACAUUGUUUCAAAAUAGUUUUGAAGUGACAUCAUGCAACUUGUUCUCUCCCCCCAAGUCAAAAAGUCCAAUGUGACCAUAAUUUUAAAUGUAAAAUUUGUUGACAUCUUGUAAAGAAGACAGUUUGGAGCUAAAAGGAGGCAGUGGAAUGAUGAAUGUAUUAUUAUUAUUAUUAUUAGUUUUUUUUUAUGACUGAGCUAGACUUUCAUGGAGUUCAUUCUUGUAGCUAUUAACUAACACCCAAAAUUAUUAGCAUUGUAUUUUUGCAGUAUCCUUUAAAGAACUGUGUAUUUCCAAUACAGUUUUUGAAUGGAGUGGUUUUAUUUUAGUUGGUGUUCAAUAGCAGGAAUGGGUUGGAUAGAUUUUAGUGAUACAUUUAUGGCCUCCAUAUAUCCUGAUUCUCAUACUUUUGGCUAUUAAUGGCAUAUCCAACCGUACAUGUGACCAAAACGAUCCCGCUUUUCCAUUGUUGACAGUAAGUGCAUUUUCUAGAUAGCCCAAAUUCUACAUUUUUGCUGUAUUCAUUGAAAUGCAGGUCUUCAAAAGUGUGCAAUAUUUCGGGUUUCCAAUGGUUCUCGUGGAAACGUGGGGCUCAUGUGAGGUACUCUGUGCUCUUACCCACUUUUGUAUUCAUGUAUGCAAAGGCAAGUUGAAACCAUCCUUGUAUUUGCGCCAGCAUGCGGUUACCGGGCUUCAUCAUUUGGAACACAGCACCCUGUCAGAACUUCUGAGGGCUAAAGCAUGUAUUUCUUAUUUAGCAGUUAACACCCAAUUACUGGUCUUUGCACACCUAAAAGCAUUUUUCUUGGCGUGGAUCUACGUUUGCUUUAAUCUUCAAAUGUCUGUAAAUUAAUGCUUGGCAAAAUUUUGUUAACUGAAGUCUAAUAAAGUUGUCAUUUAUUGAAUAUAGUA
Messenger RNA from Syngnathoides biaculeatus (alligator pipefish), 1965 nucleotides. RefSeq names its product WBP2 N-terminal like (gene wbp2nl). The transcript is spliced from 8 exons. Gene Ontology annotation, cellular component: nucleus. The coding region runs from base 102 to 950 and encodes 282 amino acids. The record is from RefSeq and is a predicted model, not a curated record. Lineage: Eukaryota; Metazoa; Chordata; Actinopteri; Syngnathiformes; Syngnathidae. Gene Ontology annotation, molecular function: transcription coactivator activity; chromatin DNA binding. Gene Ontology annotation, biological process: positive regulation of DNA-templated transcription.